AUGGAAUUUGUGCAUCGUAGAUGGAUGUAUAAUAGGAAUCAUCCUAAUCGUGCGGGGUUGAGCGAUGAAUUUAUUGAAGGGGUUGCUGAAUUUAUUGCUAAGGCUCAAACACUUGAUGAUUUUAUUAUUGGAGGAGGAUUAGACGAAGUUAAAGUCCAUCUCUACAAGAAAGGGUUUGUAGAAAUUUAUUAUAUAUGGACUGCUCACGGGGAGAAUCAUGAUAGUUUAGAUGAUGCUAACUUUCAUAAUUCUUUUGGUGGUGAGGGUAUCCCCAUUUCGGAGCAUAAUGUUGAAAAUUCUCGAUACAAUGAAAUGAUGAGGGAUGCUUUUGGGACGUUUCCUGGGGUUCAAUCCGAACUAAAUGAUGAGGCUAAGCGUUUCUAUGGACAGUUACUAGAAGCUAGUCGUCCAUUGUAUGAAGGUUCGGUGCAUUCCAAGUUGUCUGUUGCGGUUAGAUUGCUAAGUAUUAAAUCGGAUAGAUCUAUUUCCCAAGCGGGCAUGGAUUCUAUUAUUGGGCUUAUGAAUAAACUUAAUCCGAGUAACAUUGACUUACCAAAAGAUUUCUACACUGCUAAAAAAUUGGUUUCUAAGUUGGGUCUUUCAUCAGAGAGAAUUGAUUGUUGUGAGAAAGGUUGCAUGUUAUUCUAUAAGGAUGACGCAUCUCUAGAGAACUGUCCACGCAAUCCGAAAAGUUUGAUUUAUGUAUACUUGCAGCCUUUGAUUGAUGAGUUACAAUUAUUAUGGCAUCAAGGUGUGGAAACAUAUGAUAUAUCAACCAAACAAAACUUCAGAUUGCAUGUUGCUUUGAUGUGGACUAUAAAUGAUUUUCCUGCUUAUGGAAUGUUGUCCGGGUGGUCGACUGCUGGAAAGUUAGCUUGCCCUUGUUGUAUGGAAGACACUAAAGCAUUUACUUUGAAACAUGGAGGUAAAAAUACAUGGUUCGACUGCCACCAUAGAUUCUUGCCAAUGAAUCAUGAAUUUAGGCGAAAUACAAGUGCAUUAAUGAAGAACCGAACUGAUUUUGAGGAGCCACCAGCCUGCUUGUGUUCAGAAAAAAUUUGGAACAGAGUAAGGGAUAUGCCUAAAGUAACAGAGUCUCCACCAUCUAAGAUACCAGGUUAUGGUGUCACACACAACUGGACUAAACGGAGCAUAUUUUGGGAAUUACCUUAUUGGAAGCACAAUCUUCUUCGGCAUAAUCUGGACGUCAUGCAUAUCGAGAAGAAUUUUUUUGACAACUUGUUUAACACUAUUAUGGAUGUUACUAACAAGACCAAAGAUAACUUGAAGGCCAGGAUGGACUUAAAGGAAUAUUGUAGGCGAAGUGAGUUGAAUCUGACAUACUUUAACAACAAGAUACAGAAGCCCAAAGCCAGUUACACGUUCAGCUUGGAUGAGAGAAGAGAGAUUUGUAGUUGGGUUAACAAUUUGAGGAUGCCUGAUGAUUAG
Messenger RNA from Nicotiana attenuata, 1449 nucleotides. RefSeq lists its product as uncharacterized. The transcript has 3 exons. Bases 1 to 1449 code for a protein of 482 amino acids. The record is from RefSeq and is a predicted model, not a curated record. NCBI's taxonomy places the organism in Eukaryota, Viridiplantae, Streptophyta, Magnoliopsida, Solanales, Solanaceae.